Messenger RNA from Diaporthe citri, 1650 nucleotides. RefSeq lists its product as uncharacterized. Gene Ontology annotation, biological process: photoreactive repair. Gene Ontology annotation, molecular function: damaged DNA binding; deoxyribodipyrimidine photo-lyase activity; FAD binding. The record is from RefSeq and is a predicted model, not a curated record. The transcript has 2 exons. Lineage: Eukaryota; Fungi; Ascomycota; Sordariomycetes; Diaporthales; Diaporthaceae. Bases 1 to 1650 code for a protein of 549 amino acids.
AUGGCUAAAUCCAACAUUUUGAUCUACAUUCUCCGCCAUGACCUACGCCUGUCAGACAAUCCAAUCUUCCAUCGGCUUGCGACCCAGGGUGAUCAUGGCUUCACGCAUCUCCUACCGGUCUACGUCUUUCCGGCACAGCAAAUCGAGGUCUCCGGAUUCCUGAAAGCCGGCAGUACUUCCCCUUACCCCGAGGCGAGAAGCGCAGUGAGCAAAGUCUGGAGGACAGGCCCGCACCGAGCAAAGUUCAUCACCCAGUCCGUGUGGGACCUGAAGCAAUCUCUCGAGUCUGUCGGUAGCGGGCUGGUAAUUCGGGUGGGCCUGGUCGCCGACGUCGUCAAGGGCUUGUUGGACGGCUUUAGAGAUCGGGAGGACAGUGUUGGUGCUGUGUGGAUGACUGGCGAGGAAGGAGUCGAAGAGCGCAGAGACCAGAGGGCUGUUUCUGCAGUCUGCAAGGAGCUUGGCACCGAUUUCAAGCUCUGGUCAGAUGAGAAAUACUAUGUUGACGAGUCAGUAAUUUACGAGGAUGGGACAGACCCUGAUUACAAAGACGCGAAUGGAUUUGGGAACGGCGAAAAUGAUGGGACGAGUGCUGUACGCUUCGAGUUGCUAUGGAGAGACUACAUGCGGCUCUGCACAAUGAAGUUCGGAGCCCGACUGUUCCGUAUCGAAGGCUUUCGAGACCACGACUACGAUGGAGAGGGCGAAGCCAGUGCGAAGAGGCCAAAGUGGAAGUCCUCUGUCAAGGAGGACGCCCUGCCAGACCAGGAGCCGAGUCCAGACGAGGUUGCGGAGAUCAUUCAGAGGUUCAACACGGGCACAACUGGCAUGGGCCUGAUCGAUGCAUCGCAGCGUGAAUUGCUGCACACGGGCUACACAUCCAACAGAGCAAGGCAGAAUGUCGCAUCGUUUCUCACAAAACACCUGGGAAUUGACUGGAGAUUUGGCGCGGAAUGGUACGAGAUGAUGCUGGUGGACUACGACGUGUCGUCCAACUGGGCAAAUUGGCAGUACGUUGCGGGUGUUGGGAACGACCCCAGGGGUGAGGCUCGCAUCUUCAACCCGGUUAAGCAGGCCUUCGACUACGACAAGGAGGGAGCUUAUGUGAAGACAUGGGUUCAGGAGGUUAAGGCCCUCGAGAAGCUCGAAAAUGUCUUCCAGGUUUCCACCACAUCCGCCGAGGAGCUUGAGAAAGCAGGUCUGACGGGCAACAUCAUGGUCACGGACCCGGUAAAGCGGAUCGAGUUCCUUGUCGACGGCAAACCGAAGAACAAUAAGCGACCGUUCCACCGAGCACGUGGCUCGCGCCGACCGCCCAGCGCCGGCGGCUUCGACAGCAACGGGCGACCACUCAAUCAGUCCAACGGCGCGACCGGCCCAGGAAGUUCAGAUGGGAGUACCGGCCUCAGGGGCUCUCCGCACCGCGGCCCUCGUGGCGGGGGCUACAACAACGGCGGACCGCGCCGCGGCUUCUACGGCGGACGCGGCAGGGGCCAAUACGCCGGCCCGAACUACGCCGCUGGCUAUUUCGGCGGGCCUCCCGUCAACGGGCAGAUGGGCAACUUCGGCCGCGGCGCUUACCACAACAUGGCCGCCAGGGGUGGCUUCCAAGGCGGAUACCCAGCGCCUUACCCUACUGGCCCUCCGUCGUAA